Molecule: messenger RNA, 1782 nt
Organism: Tachysurus fulvidraco (yellow catfish)
Lineage: Eukaryota; Metazoa; Chordata; Actinopteri; Siluriformes; Bagridae
Gene: gap43
Product: growth associated protein 43
Exons: 3
Coding region: 234-887 (217 amino acids)
Biological process (GO): regulation of growth
Molecular function (GO): protein binding
Source: RefSeq, a predicted model, not a curated record
GCACUCAUUGUUGCCUCAGAGUGAGCGGCCAGCUAUAGUGUGUGUGCGCGCUUGGGCCUGACUGUAAUGACUAAAAGCAUCAGACGCCUCAGCUGUUGAUACAGCCCAAGAGUGUGUGUGUGAGAGAGAGAGAGGGAGAGAGAGAGAGAGAGAAAGCGAGUGAGGGAGUGUGAGAGAAGUGCAAAAAAGCGAAGAAGGGAAGAAGGCGGCAAAAAAGGAAGGAUACCACAAGCAUGCUGUGCUGUAUAAGAAGAACAAAGCCGGUGGAGAAGACCGAAGAGGCUGAUCAGGAGAUUAAGCAAGAUGGUACCAAACCAGAAGACAAAGCCCACAAGGCUGCCACCAAGAUCCAGGCAAGUUUCCGCGGACACAUAAUCCGAAAAAAAAUGAAGGAUGACGACAAGGAGGAGGACAGUCCUGCUGCUGAGGGCAAGGCUGAGGAAAACGAGGGAGAAAAUAACAAGGAAGAGAAAGCUACUUCUCCAACUGCAGAGAAACAAGAUGAAGCUGCCAAGGAGGAGGAAAAGGCCAAAAGUCCGACUAACUCUCCAGCAGCAGAGGAUAGCAAGGGUGAAGCUCCUGCAACCACCCCUUCAGAACCAAAACAGGAUGUGAAGGAGGAAGCAAAGGAAGCAGAGAAGCCUAAAGAAGCAGAAAGUGCAGAAGUCAAGGCUGAGAAGCCUUCAGAGAAUGUAGACGCAGAGAAGGAGGAAGAUAAGGAGGAGGAGAACAAGGCAGAAGCCAAACAAGCCGACGUGCCUGCCACUGCUAAUGAGACAGCUGAUUGUGAAGCCGAAGUGAACCAAACGCAAGACAAACCAGAUGCUGCAGAAGACUCUGAGCAGGCAGAGGCGGCGAAGGAGGAGGACAAGGCCGAGAGCGCUUAAACUGAACCACAGUUGUAACACGAUAACAGAUAAUUAAACGGUCGCUCUUUGCCCUCUGAUUGUGGAGACAGUCAGUUUUAAUUUGUUUGGUCCUAUAUAUUUUCUUUUGUGUGGCAAAAUGAUUUUCUUACAUCUUGGGUGUUGGGGAUUCUGGGGGGGGAGGGAGGAGGAAGGGGGAGUUUCCAUACGCAACUUUGUGGCUCAAGCUAGCAGUGAACGUGCGAGAACGUGGCUGCUUCCUCCACGUGUGAGAAAACAUUGUGCGUUCAUCGACGUCACCAGAAAGGGACAGGAAACACAAUUUCAUACUCGAUUCAAACCCGUUCGACCCUGGUUUGCAUUUCUAGCUAUUCCCACACACACAACCACAUAUAUUUGCCUUUUUCCAUUUACCGUAGUAAUAGUGCACUGCUAUUUAUUAGGGAGAAGUAUUAUAUGAUUCCCUUUCAGUGUUUUCUGCUGAUGCAUUGUUUUGGCCAGCGUUUCAUGGAUAGCUUGAACCCAUUCGACUCAUUUGCAUGGAAAUUUUCCUCCUGAGAGGGAAAUAAAAAAAAAAAAAAAAACAAACAAACAAACAAAAAAAUCCUCCUCGCAGUCACGAGUAACCAAAACGUUGUGGCUUCUUUCUCAAUGUCCUCGGUGUUGUUAAUGGCGGUUUGAUGAUAUCGACUGGAAAUAUUCCUGCGCUGAUGUUAAAACGAAAGAGAAAAAUCAAACAAAAUAAGUACAAAAAAAUAAAAUAAAAUCAGCCUUUUUCCUUUUUACCUAUGUUCACGUGAGAGUGCAAUGUCCAGUUUGAAUCUAAAAGGAGUUCAAUUGUGGAAAAAAAAUGAAUACGAUUUUAAAAAGUUUCAAUGUGUGUUUUCAAAAUAAAGAAAUGUGCCAAUUAUCAUCA